AUGGUGUAUAAAGAUAUACUAAUCAGUUCUGUUCCACUCUCCUCUCAGGUGUUGAAUGGCUUUGUUCUGGUCGUCACGGCUGGUGGCACAAUCUUCUAUGCAUCCUCCACCAUCCAGGACUACCUGGGCUUUCACCAGUCAGACGUCGUCCAUCAGAGUGUUUAUGACAUCAUUCAUAUGGAGGACCGAGCAGAGUUACAGAGACAGCUUCACUGGGCCCUCAACCCCCCUCUCACUACUGACACUGGACAGCUGGUCUCAGAUUCAGCCUCGCCACAGGCUGUCACAGUCUACAAGCCAGAGGCACUUCCACCAGAGAAUUCCACCUUCCUGGAACGCAACUUUGUCUGCAGGUUAAGAUGUCUCCUGGACAACUCCACUGGCUUCCUAGCCCUGAACAUCCAGGGGCGUCUAAAGUUCCUCCAUGGCCAGAGCGAGAGGACCAAGCAGGGCAAGGCCAUCCCGCCUCAGCUGGCACUGUUCGCCCUGGCCUCGCCCUUGCAGCCCCCCACCAUCCUGGAGAUCCGCACCAAGAACUUAAUCUUCAAGACCAAGCACAAGCUGGACUUCACCCCCAUUGCCUGCGACGCCAAAGGGAAGAUGGUGCUGGGUUACACUGAGGCUGAGCUGUGCAACCACGGCUCAGGAUACCAGUUCGUCCAUGCUGCUGACAUGCUGCACUGUGCUGAGAACCACAUGAGGAUGAUAAAGACCGGAGAGAGUGGGAUGACAGUAUUCAGGCUGCUGACCAAGCUGACAGGCUGGGUGUGGUUGCAGGCUAACGCCAGACUGGUCUAUAAGAACGGACGGCCUGAGUGUAUCAUCGCAUCCCAAAGAGUCCUCACUGAUGAAGAGGGAGAGGACAACCUAAGGAAGCGGAGCCUCCAGCUGCCUUUCAGUUACACCACUGGGGAGGCUCUUCUCUACAACACCAGCUUCUCCAAAACUCUGGUAACAGGGGACUCCUUAGCAGGCGACACCACCGGCCCUGCAGAAAAUACCACCAACAACAACCAGGAUGGAACCCUGGACCCUGACUCACUGCUGGGCUCUCUGUUGAAACAGGACACGUCUAUCUACUGCUGCUCCCCUCAGACUCAGAACCAGCUCCCGCUCCAACUCCUGCUGAAACAGGACAAGUCCAUCUACUUGUGCUGCUCCCCUCACACUCAGAACAAGCUCCAACUCCAGGAGGAGGUGGCAGGGCUUCCGCAGGAGGAGGUGGCAGGGCUUCCGCAGGAGGAGGUGGCAGGGCUUCCGCAGGAGGAGGUGGCAGGGCUUCCGCAGGAGGAGUGUGGGGGCAUCUUCUCCAGCAGCUGGCAGGAGGGCAGCAUCCUCUCUCUGUCAGAGAGAGUCCUCUUCAAGCAGGAGCCCUUGGGGGUGGGGGAUGGCGGGGGGAUCGACGGCUUCUCAUUGGAGGACAGAGACGGGGAUUUGUGGAGCUUCAUGAUGAACCUGGGCAUUAGUAGGGAGGACCUGGAGCUGUUCCAGCAGGAUGAGAUGUUCCUCGAUGUGGAUCUGGACGCUGGCCGAGACGGCCUCCUUCCUGACCUGACAGACGAGAUUCUCUCCUACGUACAGGAGUCUCUGAGGAAGAGGUCGGACUGGGGUCAGACUGUAUUCUCUUGCAGGGGGGCUAAGUUAGGGGAUCAGGACUAUAGCUGCCCUACCACGCUGUUACACCAACCGUCUCUGGAACAACCACUAACCCCACAACCACAUUCUACUACAGUGCCUCAGUGGCAGUCACAGAUACAGCCACCACACCUGCCUGUAGUCCAUCCCCGAUCAGUUCACCACUAUCAGUCUCCGCCCCACUACCCACAGCAGCCAAUACUGCAGCAUUGUUUACACACACAGCCCCACCCACAGACAGUAUUGCAGGCAACACAGCAGCAGCAACAGAGCCAUCUAAAUGGACAGGUAUUGCCAAACCAACAGCAGCAGCAACUGUGUAACAGACUGAAGCACAUGCAGGUGACUGGGAUGGGUUCAAUAACACAACGACAGAAAGACAUCACCAAGCAGCAGCAGCAGAUUCCUCCGUUGUUCAACGUGGAGCAGCCAGGGGGGCUCCAGACUCACCACGGCCACCCCCAGCAUGGGAACCUCUGCCUGGGGGAAGCUUCCCUGGCCCUGGGCCUCCCCUACAGGAACCAGCUGAACACUUUGUCUGUUAGCCGCUCAUCAGUGCUCUCCUCUUAUGUACCCACCACGGGCCUCCAGAGCCAGUGGGUGGACGGAGAGCUCACGCCCCAGAAUUUGGAGGAGUUGCUGGGCAGCCUGGAGUCCAGUGGUCCCCGGGGGACAGAGGAUGGUAGGGGAGCGCCCCACUGGAGUAUGGUGGAGGCCCUAGCUGUGUCCCAGCAGCAGAGGCACCUCCCUGACGGCCUGACUCAGUCUCAGGCCACCAGCCAGGGCUGGGCUCUGCAUGCCUAUCCCCUGGCUAUGGGGCUCAGUCAGGUCAACAGAGCAGAGUGGCCAUUCACCACACAGUUCCAGAACGGGAGCCUGAAGGAGGCUGGUCCAGCCCCUGGCCCUGUACCCAACCCUGGGUCCUCCAGGGGGGUAGACCAUGGACAUGCAGCAGCAGGGCAGCCAAAGCACCAGCCUCCUCCUCCCUCUGCUGAUAGCAGGCCCUACACUGACCUCCCUCUGAGUGGAUUCAUGUGAGACUGAAGGCCCUCCUCCUUGGAGGCUCCAGAGCCAGACGUUCCAAGGCCAGCCAGCUGCCCCCGGUCCCCUGGAGGGAGCAGAACCCUGACUGAUGACAGCACCACACAACAGAGGCUAGAGGGAUGAGGCUCCUCCUGUCUGGCACCCAGCUGCACAUGGCUCCCCUGAGACCACUAAGACUGUUUCCCAAAUGGGCUCUUGUCAAAAGUAGUGCACUAUAUAGGGGAUAGGGUACAAUUUGGGCUGCAGCCUAAAACAGGAACCAGGGCAUGUCUGGGAGUAUGGAGGACUUGGACUGGAGUUCAUGUGGAUCAUUUUGUUAGAGCUUGGCACUUGCAACGCCAGGGUUGUGGGUUCGAUUCCCACGUGGGACCGGUAUGAAAAUGUAUGCACUCACUACUAUAAGUCGCUCUGGAUCAGAGCAUUUGCUAAAUUACUAAAAUGUAAAAGUGAGAUUCACAUCCAGAGAGACUGUCUGAACAUCAGACAGCAGGCAGAGGGACAGUCAGAGACAGAGAGAUUGUGACAGACAGACGGAGGGAGACCAGAGGAAGUGGAUGAUCAAUCAAUCAAAUGUACUUAUAAAGCCCUUCUUACAUCAGCUGAUGUCACAAAGUGCUGUACAGAAACCCAGCCUAAAACCCCAAACAGCUAGUAAUGCAGGUGUAGAAGCACGGUGGCUAGGAAAAACUCCCUAGAAAGGCCAGAACCUAGGAAGAAACCUAGAGAGGAACCAGGCUAUGAGGGGUGGCCAGUCCUCUUCUGGCUGUGCCGGGUGGAGAUUAUAACAGAACAUGGCCAAGAUGUUCAUAGAUGACCAGCAGGGUCAAAUAAUAACAAUCACAGUGGUUGUAGAGGCUGCAACAGGUCAGCACCUCAGGAGUAAUUGUCAGUUGGCUUUUCAUAGCCUACCAUUCAGAGUAUCUCUACCGCUCCUGCUGUCUCUAGAGAGUUGAAAACAGCAGGUCUGGGACAGGUAGCACGUCCGGGUUCCAUAGCCGCAGGCAGAACAGUUGAAACUGGAGCAGCAUUACGAUCAGGUGGACUGGGGACAGCAAGGAGUCAUCAGGCCAGGUAGUGCAUAGAAAUACGUAUAAUGGACUAUAAAAAAAAGUCCAUAUGCGUUGAUUCAAGAAUGAAGUAGACAAAAUCUACGCCUCGCCCUAGUCUCAGCCAGUAUGUUGUCAUGGAGACUAAGUUUGGUUGUUGUUUUGUGUUAAACUGUCAGUUUCUGGUUGUGGUGAAAAGUGUUGUCCCCAGCCCAGAUUUGAAGACGCUGUCCUAUCCAUUGACCUCCACUAUGUCACCUCUGGUCCUGGCCUGAUCUGUGAUGUCGUCCCCUAGGCCCUGUUUGAAUGUGGACUUGCUUUAAAAAGAAAACAUGACUGUUUUUCUGGACAAACAAAAUGGCUGACAAGAAGCCAUUUUGUUUGUCCAGAAAAACAGUCAUGGUUUACUGGUCAGUGUGUCAGCAUGCCAUGUCAUGAACCUGAUGUAAUACUGAACAACCAGUUCUUUCAUUGGUCAAUGAGUAAGAUGAGAUGAUGCAGAACUCAAAUGUUACCAAUCCUUUGGGCCCGUAUUCAUAAAGUAUCUCUGAAUAGGACUGCUGAACUAGGGUCAGUGUUUUAUUUUAGAUGAUAAUGAAUAUGAUUAUUUGGAGAAGGGGGGUGGAUCUGAUCCUAGAUCAGCACUCCUACUCUGAGACACUUUAUGAAUACGGAGCCUUGCUUUUUAAGUCUCCACUAUAGCAUUCUUGCUUUUAAAGUCCCCGUACUAUAGCAAUUACUUGGACAGAAUUUAUUGUUAAUAUAUAUAUAAGCCAUUGUUUGCUUAGAAAUAAUCACUUGCAUUUAAAGGUGCAGUUGAAUGAAACAAACCAUAAGCUAUUUGAGCUAUCGAUGAGAUGGAGUAUCUGUCUACACUGUGCUUGAUAUUUUUGUACAAAAUGCAUUGACAAUCCUACUAAAUCAUUAAGUCAUUAUAUGAGCAAUUUGAUCACUUUAGUGGACUUCAACCAGCUUUAUGGAUCCUGUCUAUCUGUUCUUCAGCCCACUCGCUUGCAUUGCAAGACAGGCAAAAUAAUAAUAAUUUAUAGAUGAGUUAGUAGUCCAAGACCCAAUUACAUUUUCUACAUCUCAAAUAGCACUCUAUGCCCUAUGUAGUGCACUACUUUUGACCAGGGCCCAUAGGGCUCUUGUCAAAAGUAGUGAACUAUGUUGUUAUUAGGGUGCCAUCUGGGUCAUUGCCAUUGAGUUCAAGUGGCAGAUCAAUGUGUUUGAUCUACAUAUCUAACUUGAAGAAAAUGUAUGCAUUUAUUUAUGGCAAAAUAACCUAUUGCACUCUUACUGAAAUUAGAAGACUGUUGUAUGUAGCACUUUAAAAAAUGUACCUUGUUUAACUGAGCCAAUCAUGUUCAUGUUGCUAUGCAGAAUAGUGCAGUGGAACGUUAGACCCCUUGUUGUUUGGUCUGUCACUUCAGUGACAUAAUUCAGGGAAAGUCAGGGUUUAUUUCAUUUAUUUUGUCAAAAGAAAAAUCAAACUUUGAAUAUGUUCAAAUUCAAUCAAUGAAAAUGUUCAGUUUUGGAUUUGUUUGUAUUUUGUAUGAAAUUGUGAACAAUUUAUGUAAUGAGCAGUUUUGGUUAACAUUAAAUCAUUUAAAAAAUCAUAA
Molecule: messenger RNA, 5347 nt
Organism: Salvelinus fontinalis (brook trout)
Lineage: Eukaryota; Metazoa; Chordata; Actinopteri; Salmoniformes; Salmonidae
Product: aryl hydrocarbon receptor-like
Exons: 10
Coding region: 1-2673 (890 amino acids)
Biological process (GO): regulation of transcription by RNA polymerase II
Cellular component (GO): aryl hydrocarbon receptor complex; nucleus
Molecular function (GO): nuclear receptor activity; protein binding; transcription cis-regulatory region binding
Source: RefSeq, a predicted model, not a curated record